Molecule: messenger RNA, 1044 nt
Organism: Cladocopium goreaui
Lineage: Eukaryota; Dinophyceae; Suessiales; Symbiodiniaceae
Source: the annotation of a GenBank genome assembly
AUGUCUCAAGAUUGGAUUAGCCUUUCUUUUGAAGUGGUAAGGACCGAGGAGCAUGCUGACAAGACUGCUGGCAGGGCUGGCUUCCGCUUGAAAGCAUCAGGUCAGAAGCACCAUCGUCAAAAUGUCCAGAAUGAGACCGUCGAAGAGCCACAACUUCUAAUUGAAAACAUGCCUUUGAAGGAAUGGGUUCUCACGCGGCCAAUGAAGCAACGACAGAAAUUCAUGAACAACGACGAUGGUGGAUAUGGCAGCAAUCGCGAAACUCUGUGGCAUUUGGCCUGCAGAUAUCGAAAUGUGCCUCUUGCGAAGCAGCUUCUCGAACACAGUGCUCAUUACGCAGAGACAGGAACUGGAGAAACACCCUUGGAUCUUGUUGGCAGUGGAGAUAGCACGCGUGAAGACGUCCUUGACCUCCAUCAGGAGGAUGCAGCCUCAGAUGUUGCAAGCCCCAGGCCUGGUACAGUGGCAGGCGGCUCUCCCACUGUACGUCGUCUCGCAUCUGCGGCAGGAAGCUAUGCCAUUUCAGUUGACGAGGAAAGCCGUGAACUAGCCAGACUCCUGAUCUUUCUCGACUACCGCAUCAAACUGGACAGGGACCGAAAGAGAAAAGAGCAAAGGGAGAACGAUUCUGGUUACCCACGAAUUGUGGAUCGCUACCACAGACAAUUUCUUUUGGACGAACGUGCUAUGAUCCUGAUGCGUGACCAUGAUGACAAGGUGCUUUUACAUUACUCCGCGAUGUAUGGCCACUAUGCAGACGUGGAGUGGCUUCUCCAACAUGGAGCCCAAGUCGUUGUAUAUGACCAGCUUGCCUUCCACGACUUCCGGGUGACCAUCGUGAAACCCUCAAAGCCAGAACUGGAGAAGGCCUACACUACAGCAGAUGGAGAUGUGAACAUUCCGUUCCCAGAGUUUUGUUGGCGAAAGACAGUACGGAAUCCUCCAGGUAGAGCUGCGAUUUUACCGCUCCAAGACAUGCCAACCUGUCUGGGGAUGCGGCAGGAGAAUCCCGGUACUUUCAUCACAAGCGCCCCCAAGGUCUGA